Molecule: messenger RNA, 3401 nt
Organism: Vitis riparia (riverbank grape)
Lineage: Eukaryota; Viridiplantae; Streptophyta; Magnoliopsida; Vitales; Vitaceae
Product: histone acetyltransferase KAT6A
Exons: 9
Coding region: 294-3137 (947 amino acids)
Molecular function (GO): protein binding
Source: RefSeq, a predicted model, not a curated record
UGGGUGGGUCCUCAGUACGAGAUGAAGUUGGAGGAGAUCUAGAUUCAAAACGUCGUGCUGCAUCACCCAAUUCACCAUCUUCUUCAGGUGGGUUCCGUCAGUUUUCUUCAAAAGGACUUUGUAUAGAGGACAUGAGUGCACAACAUUAUUUUGGUGGAUGUAUGGAACUAUAUGUGCAAGACAUUGUUAUGUUGUUUGGCCCGAGAGUUUGAUUUUGGAAUGUAGGGUGGCUGUGGUAUUGGGAACCUUCAACUGAUCAGAAUAGGUCGGGCCCUGCCACAGUGUUAAUUUGAAUGGCUCCCAACCUGUUAUGCCCUUUUCACGGCAUCAGAGCAUUUGGAGAUUACAUCAGGGAAAUUUUCCUUAUCGGUCAUAAAGUGGAUAAUUCAUUGCUAUUACUAGGGCAAUAUAGCGAUGAUGAAUUGGAAGAGGGAUCGAAGAAAAGAGUUACCUCUGCCAUCAUGGAAAGUUCCUCAGCUGAUCAUAAUGACCAGGUUAAGGGACUCAUUGGCAGUGAAGAUGUGGAUAUUAAAGCAGGUGAGCAUAUUGCUUCUCAGGAAGUUAAACAGCAGGACACGGAGAGAGAUGGCACUUCACUAGAUGCUCUCCAGAAUCUGGAGGGCAGAGAUAUUAGAGAAAAUGAUGCGACUGCAGUAAGUGAUUCAUCCAAAGAAAUGGAUUUAGAUGAACAAAUCUAUGUGCCUGGAAAUCCUGGUGCCCAAGGCACUGGAGAUGUGACUUCGGGCUGGAAGAUGGUGAUGCAUGAGGAAAGUAACCAAUGCUAUUACUGGAAUACUGAGACUGGGGAAACUUCAUGGGAAGUACCUGAUGUUUUGGUUCAGGCAUCCCAAUUAAACCCUGAACAGAAAACUCUUCCUGUUACUGAAGGAAUGGAGAGUGCUUGUCUUGGACAUGAUGAAGUCAAGUCAACUUUAGAUGUAGAAUGUUCUGAUUCCUCAGCUGUGCAUACCACUUGUGUCUCUGUGGGUGCCAAUUUGAUUUCUGAAACCAAAGAAGUUUGUGAACAUGUUUCCCAAGUAAAUGAGCAUACUGAAGGUUACAAAGGUGAAACUUUCGAAGUUAAAGAUGGGGCCACUGGUAUCAACCAAAGUGAAUUAAGUAGUUUUGAUGCCGUUAAUGAUCUUUUAGGUAAUGGGAGUUCAAUAAGAACUGGUUUGGAGAAGUACGCCUAUGAAAGCAUAGUUAACAAAGAACUUGAGACAGGAGUUGAUAUUUCUUCUCGUCUUGUGGAACAAAGUGAAAGUUUGUUAGAAAAAUUGAUGACACUGAAAGGGUUAAUGAGCCACCCACAAGGUCAUGAUUUGACAUCAAAGUACAUUUGGGAACUUGAGAUUAGAAUUUCUGAUUUUAAGUCACUUUUAUCUUAUGGAUCAUCCUUGCUUCCAUUUUGGGAGCAUUCUGAAAGGCAGAUUAAACGGCUGGAAGUUGCUGUUGAUGAUCAAAUUUGUCAAUUUGCUAAAUAUGCAGAGAAUGAAGUUGACACACAUAUAAAGAGAGAUAAAUCACUGGAAAGCAUGGUUGAUGCAUAUGAAGCUGAUGGAAAUGAAAAGAAAGUAGUUUCUAAAGUUGAAAUUUCUACAACAGUUCUGAAAGACUCGCAGGGUGUAGCCACCAAUGAUAAUAUUGCUAUUUCUGGACACAUUUCUUCAUGUGGAUAUCCUAUCACUUUUGCAGGCAAUGGCUCGGAAGCAAAUAGUGGAAGAGUUGAUGGAAAUGACCUUUCUGAUGAAUUCACUGUCAAGCCUGGGCUCCAUGCUGAGGAAGAUGUGGACAUGGACGUGGACAUGGAAGUUGAUGACACUGUUCCUUCAAGCAACACAGCAGCCCAAAAUCCUUUGGGUACUGAAUAUUUUCCUCCACAGGAGCAAUCUAUUCAGCCAAAUCUGCCUGUGGAAUACUCAUCCUUGGCUUCAGAGGAUGGGUUUACUAUUCCACCUCCUCCUGGUGAGGAAUGGAUCCCCCCACCACCUCCUGAUAACGAAAUAAUUCCUCCACCUCCACCUCCACCUGAUGAGCCACCUGAGCCUGCAUAUCCCCCACCACCAUCAUAUCCGGAGACAGCCGAACCUGUUCCUUACACAGGGCAAUAUAAUCUAUCCUACCCAGAUUCUAACUUCAACUAUUAUGGGCACACUGUUGCUGAAGUUCCAAGCAGUAGCUUUUAUGGACUUGCUGAAGGACAUCAAUUGGCAAUGCCCCAUCCACCAGUGUACUAUGACACAGUUCCUAAUGUGUAUCUGGAGAAUGCCCUAGUCAUGAUUAACCCUGUUGAGCCUGGAGCAUAUUAUGGAGUUCAGGAUGGCAUGGUGCCUCCUGUUGCUGUAGUGAGUAGUGUAGAAUCUUCUGGGCUUCACAGUGGAUCUGGUCCAGUGAGUUACGACACCCUUGCUUCUGAUCAAACUGGUACCUCUGAGCAAACUGGUACCACUGAUGCUCCAGCUGAAGUGGGCUGCAGUUUUUUAUCAAACAGGAAGGUUGAUGUUCCAGCUGUUGGUUGUCAUGCUGAAAUGGCCUCUGCAGAGGUUGCUUUUAGUUCAGCCACAAUUCAAGCUCCAGCAACCAUUUUGGUAAAAGAGAGUGCUCCUGUGCCGUCAACCAAUGUGGUAACUGGUGCUCCUGCAUCAACAGCUUCUAAGGUUCAAUCUAAAGCUUCACGGACUGAAAAGCGGACCAUAGGCAUGACAUCCUCAUUGAGGUCUAAUAAGAAAGUUUCCAGUUUGGUGGACAAGUGGAAGGCUGCAAAAGAGGAAUUGCAUGAGGAUGAGGAAUCUGAACCUGAAAACGGUUUUGAGAUUUUAGAGAAGAAGCGGCAAAGGGCAAUAGAGGAAUGGCGUGCCCAGCAAAUUGCCAGUGGGGAGGCUAAAGAUAAUGCUAAUUUUCAGCCGUUGGGCGGUGAUUGGCGUGAGAGGGUUAGGCGCAAGCGAGCUCGAAAGUCUAGUGAAGCUAAGAAGUCUUCACCUGAGCCAACCGCUUACAAAAGCCAGCAGCCUGAUUUAGUGGAGCUGUCAAGAGAUCUUCCGUCUGGAUGGCAGGCGUAUUGGGAUGAAUCCACAAAACUGGUCUACUAUGGAAAUGCGGUCACAUCGGAGACGACCUGGACCAGACCUACAAAUUGAAUGGCCUUCUUUUUUUUCUUUGGGUUUUGGGAUGUAAUAAUCGUAGCCGCGUUUUAUGAUUAUUCAUUUCCUAAUAUGUAUAUUCCCAAGGGAGAAUCCAAUGUUCAGAAGUUUUGGUCGACUCUAUUUAGAAAUUCCAACACACGGCCCUUGCGGCCAUGCCCAUGAUGGGUGUCUUCUUGUAUAGUAUGGGAGAAUGCGGCAUCUUUUCUUUGAAAUUUUUUUUUAAUAUUUUGAUUUAUGAUAGGAUUAUUUACUCAAUAA